GAGUGAGUGAGUGGAACUUGAAGGCUUCCCGAAAUGGUCCAGGCAGCAAACCACCCAGGCAGAUACCGUACACUUUCCCACGUUAAACAUGAAAUAGAUUCCCUUCACUCUUCCCUUCUCUCCCCUUUCAAUCAAUAAUUCACUCUAAACACAUUCAAUCAUGGCCGACAGUAACCCACCCCGAGACGAUGAAGUAGGCGAGGAGGAAGAGGAGGAGAUCGAUGAGACUAACUACAAAACUGUGAAAGAUGCCGUGCUCUUCGCUAUCGAAGUCAGCGACUCGAUGCUCAAGCCUCGCCCAUCUUCCGACCCCAAGAAACCCGUCGAAGAAUCGCCGGCCACGGCAGCCUUGAAAUGCGCAUACCAUUUGAUGCAACAACGCAUUAUUUCCAAUCCCCAAGACAUGAUGGGAGUUCUUCUCUACGGGACGCAGGCGUCCAAGUUCUACGAUGAAGACGAGGGCAGCCGAGGCGACUUGUCGUACCCUAACUGCUACCUCUUCACAGACCUCGACAUCCCGUCUGCACAGGAGGUCAAAGACCUUCGAGCACUGGUGGAAGAUGAAGGAAAGGCUAGAGAAAUUCUUGUGCCGGCAGAGAAGCCCGUGUCGAUGGCGAAUGUUCUAUUCUGUGCCAACCAAAUAUUCACGUCAAAAGCGCCCAACUUUCUCUCGCGCCGAUUGUUCAUAGUCACCGACAACGACAAUCCCCACAGCGAGGACAAAGCCCUACGGUCCGCCGCAACGGUACGAGCCAAGGAUCUGUAUGACCUCGGUGUCACCAUCGAGCUCUUUCCGAUCUCCCAGCCGGACCGCGAGUUUGACAGCUCCAAAUUCUAUGACGAUAUCAUUUACAAGACCUCUCCCAAUGACCCGGAGGCCCCUGCGUAUUUGCAGCUUGAUUCCAAAGCCUCUACGGCGACUGGUGAUGGGAUUUCACUCCUCAAUACCCUACUGUCCAGUGUCAACUCCAGAUCCGUUCCUCGGCGGACGCAUUUCUCUAACAUGCCGCUCGAGUUUGGCCCCAACCUCAAGAUCUCCGUCUCGGGCUAUAUCCUCUUCAGAAAGCAAGCGCCCGCGCGAAAUUGCUAUGUCUGGCUUGGCGGGGAGAAGCCCGAAAUCGUCAAAGGAACCACCACCCAAAUUGCCGAUGACACGGCGCGCACGGUGGAGAAAUGGGAGAUUAGGAAGGCCUACAAAUUUGGCGGCGAUCAGGUCCUCUUCACCCCCGAGGAGCAGAAGGAACUCAAGAAUUUUGGUGACCCUGUCAUCCGCAUCAUAGGCUUCAAGCCGGCCUCUGCGCUUCCCUUCUGGGCGAACAUGAAACAUCCUUAUUUUAUCUAUCCGUCAGAAGAGGAUUAUGUGGGCUCGACCCGUGUGUUUUCUGCGUUGCAUCAGACGCUUUUGCGGCAGAAGAAGUUGGCCCUCGUCUGGUUCAUCCCACGUCGGGCUGCAAACCCGGUCCUUGGGGCCAUGAUUGCCGGAGAAGAAAAGGUCGAUGAGAACGGCGUGCAAAAGUAUCCGCCCGGCAUGUGGAUCUUGCCACUGCCGUACGCCGACGAUGUUCGCCAGAACCCGGAGACUACCCUCAAUGUGGCCCCAGAACCGUUGAUCGAUCAGAUGCGUGUUAUCAUUCAACAGUUGCAGCUUCCCAAGGCCUGCUACGAACCUUCAAAAUACCCUAAUCCUUCAUUACAAUGGCACUAUCGCAUCCUUCAAGCAUUGGCUCUGGACGAAGAUCUUCCCGAGAAACCCGAAGACAAAACCGUGCCGAAAUAUCGACAGAUUGACAAGCGCGCCGGGGAUUAUGUCUUGUCAUGGGCCGACGAGCUCGAGAAGCAGUACGCCAAGGUCGCGGUCGAGAAACCCGCCCACAGCACCGUUGUCAAGAGAGGAGCCAGGGACAAGGGCCCCGACAAUGACGAGGAAUCCAGCAAGCCAGCUAAAAGGGUCAAGGUGGAAGCGGAUAACAACCUCGAGGAUGAAGUGCGAAGACAUUACCAGAAGGGGAACCUGUCCAGGCUUACGGUCAACAUCCUUAAGGAUUUUCUUACGUCCCACGGACGUUCCGGUGUGGGGAAGAAGGCGGAUCUUAUUGAUCGCGUGGUGCAAUUCCUGGAGUCUUGAAGUCAGAUGGGCAGGGCGUGAUCUUGGAAUAGUGGUUGUAGACAUGCCCUCAACUGGUGGCGAGAAGAGGCUCUCAUGUAAAUUACUACACUGUCAAGUAGGACAGGUCAAAUCUGGAAACGCCGAUCAUGCUUACCGC
Aspergillus homomorphus CBS 101889 is the source of this 2264-nucleotide messenger RNA. It is a transcript of the gene akuA, whose product is annotated as putative DSB repair complex subunit Ku70. Gene Ontology annotation, cellular component: Ku70:Ku80 complex; nucleus. Bases 161 to 2125 code for a protein of 654 amino acids. The record is from RefSeq and is a predicted model, not a curated record. Lineage: Eukaryota; Fungi; Ascomycota; Eurotiomycetes; Eurotiales; Aspergillaceae. Gene Ontology annotation, biological process: telomere maintenance; cellular response to gamma radiation; cellular response to X-ray. The transcript has 6 exons. Gene Ontology annotation, molecular function: double-stranded DNA binding; damaged DNA binding; DNA helicase activity.